Molecule: messenger RNA, 6877 nt
Organism: Pristis pectinata (smalltooth sawfish)
Lineage: Eukaryota; Metazoa; Chordata; Chondrichthyes; Rhinopristiformes; Pristidae
Gene: snap47
Product: synaptosome associated protein 47
Exons: 6
Coding region: 740-2041 (433 amino acids)
Biological process (GO): synaptic vesicle fusion to presynaptic active zone membrane; synaptic vesicle priming; exocytosis
Cellular component (GO): plasma membrane; SNARE complex
Molecular function (GO): SNAP receptor activity; syntaxin binding
Source: RefSeq, a predicted model, not a curated record
GGCUGGUACUGGUACUGGUACAUGGUUUGGGUCAGACGGUGGAGGGGGUAGAAACUGUCCGCUUCCAUCCCCGGAGAGAGGAAGGGUUUGAGACCGGGGCGAGAGAUAGAGGGAACGGGCGAGUAGUGCCAGGCCGGCAGAGAGGGCCUCGGUCAAGGCCCCUUUGAGCGCCGUCAGGGGGCAGGAGUGCCGGGGGCUGAGAAGCAGCCGGCCCCCGGAGAGAUGGGGAGAGAAUCUCUAGGAACAAUUCUGCCAAAGAGGGAGAAUAUUUUGGAAUAAAUCUUGCACAAUUGAGGGAAAUGUAUUGAUGCAACCCGCAGAAGGCACAUCCUGAGAUACAUUUGCAGAGUACAUAAUAAUAUCCUGGAAGAAAUCUUGCAGAGGAAAACACUCAGAGAUGAAUCUGCAGUGGGUGCAGGGAGCAUGCCGGCGUAAAGGUUGUGAGGAAGAAGCUGAAGGGAACAAAAUGGAAUAGGUUGACUGGCACAGACUGGGGAUCGCAGGGAGACUGAUGGUCGGAUUGCACAGGAAUCAGAGAAGGUGAAAGGAACCGCACAGAACAGCCAAUAAGGAAUACAGCGAGUGGAACUGGAAAGCCAAAAAAAAAUGAGAGAUUAAGAAGAAUACAGAAAGAAAAGGUUGUAGAGGAUAUAAACGUGCAAGGAAAUGCAGAAAGGUGACUGAAUUGGGGGGAAACAACAAAUUAGAAGAAAGGAGACACGAAGAGUCUUGUGAAUUCAUGCCAGAAAAAGGUCACUCAGAUUUUCUUACAUUUAUGGAAGGGGCAGCGGCUGCUGCAAUGAACAAAGACUUGUGCAUCCAUUCGUGGCCUGGUUCCUACUAUUUACAGAGUGAGAAGCGAUGGGUUUAUGGGAAGCUGUCACUCACACCAUAUCAGUUGACUUUCACAUCUGACAAAGAAGGGCUCAUUCUGACCAGCUUCAAGCUCUCUGGCAUCACUGGCAUCAAGAAGGAAACAUCCAGCUUCAUAUUCAGCUCAUUAACUGUGCUGGUGGGUGGCAGUGAGAAGCACUGGUUUAGUUCACUUCAACCCAACCGAACAGUGGUGUUCAAUGUUAUCGAGCACUUCUGGCGGGCACAGCUGCUCUCGUCUGAGGUGGAGGCCGACCCCAGGCCCAUGUCGAAGGGGAGGGAGCUGAUCAACCUGGCGUCCAGUUCUCAACAACGCUUGGGAGACACAGCCAAAGUGCUGCAUCAUCAGGGUGAACAAUUUGAUCGCAUCAUGAAGGGGCUAGACAAGAUUGAGUCUGACUUGGAUGUGGCGAACAGGCUGCUAACUGAGCUGGAGUCUCCACCGUGGUGGCCUUUCAGCAGUCGCCUCCGAAAACAGGAAGUGAAGAAUAAGCCAGAAUCUCUGCCUUCUUCACAGGCUUUUGGAAAGGAUGGCUUGAUAUUAAUUGUCCCCAUCCUUUACUCCCAGGGUCCAGACCCCAACCUAAAACAGGGUACACUCGCGAUUCUUUGCUCAGGUUUGGAAAUCAGGGAUUCAAACGAGCAGCUUGUGCACAAGUACCGGCGGGAAGAUGUCGAUGAUAUUAAAGUGCAGAAUCCUUAUGAGAUUGUUGUCCGCCAGAGGUUUAUCGGGAAGCCUGACAUCUCAUUUACGUUGCAGUCUGCAAGGAUGACUGAUGUUAUUUCCAUUGUAGAGAUCCAGUACUCCAAAAAAGUGCAAUUUAAAGAGGACCUGUUAGGACUCUUCAGACCAGAGGAUUCCUCUGUUUCGGAGAACCUUGGCAUGGGCAGCUCCAUAUGGAAUGCAGCGACUGGCUUCUUGGACAGGGUGAUGCAUCCUGCUUCAGCAAGUGGUGGACAAAUGUCCCAACAGGUGUGUGAGCAGACAGUCUCGGAGGCUGAAGCGCAAGAGCUGAGACAGAUUCUACGGAAGCUGAAGAGUAUCGCGCUGGACACGGAGGCUGAGCUGGAACGCCAGAAUGAAGUGCUAGACGUCAUUGGUUCUUCAACAGACCAAGCAACGUCCCGGAUAAAUACCAGUCACAGACGAAUACGGAAACUUUUGUAGGAAUUGUGUGACCAAGUGGUAUAGAGCUGAGUCACAUUCAUUGUGACCCUCUCUUCAUCAGAAUUUCAACAAAUGGAAAGAAUGCUUCAAAGUUGCUUCUGGAUGGUGAUCAGUGUUGUGCGAUGUACACCUGUUUUCACCCAGUUCCUAAAGCCAUGUUUCUUUAUACCUGGCAUAGGACUGUUGACAAAUUCAUGUAAACUGUUGCAACAACCUGUGGCCUCUGUGAUGUUCUGUUGUCUUGCCUUCAAGAGGUCUUGCCAAUGACACAUCAACAUCCAAAGAGAUGCCAGAAAAAUGCUCUUGUCAGUUUAAUAGUCAUUUCAAAAAAAUUAUUAAAGACUAGCUAAAAUGAUAGGAAAGCUUGCGAGAUAUUUACACAUUUAGAUGCUGUUCUUUCUGCAUCCUGUAAAAUGUAGCUUGUUUAGAAUCAUAAUUGACUGUAAGAAUCUUUUUAGCAUUAUGCAAGCUGCUUUUUUUCUGAAAAAUAUGGAUCAAAGUGCUCCUUGAGAUAGCUAAUCUGUCUGCUUGUAGAUUUACAGUUGACACUCCAUGGCUGUUAGCAUGUCCUGCAGUUUAAUGCUCAGGCAAAUUCCACUGUCACGGUGUUGCUUUCUUCUCAGGUUUUGCCUGGUCAAUCUCACCUGCUAGAUGCCAAUAGAAUGUGCCAAUAAUACAGUGGGACAAACAGCAUGUGAAUGAGAAGUUUUUUUCUUUCUAGUGAGACCCAAAGCAUUUUUGUAAGGUUAUUAUGGAGCUGGCCUCCAAUUUCAGACUUGCAAUUAUAUGGUAAUUCCUUUUGCUCAUGGCUCAGAGGCCAUGCUUGACUGCGUCAUUGUUAGGGCAGUAUCAAAGCAACUGAAGAGAAUUGGGAUAUUAGGCAUUUGGUGGAGGAAAGAUGGAGGGUCUGAGAAUAGAGGUGUAUUUCAAAGGGAAAGAUAGUAACCAGCCUUGAGAUCUAAUUAUAUUGGGAAAGGACCUUGGGUAAAUGAGUUUUUAAAGCCAUGGCUUUGUUUCAAGGUAUAAUGGCUCCCAUAUUGGAUGAAUUCCAUCUGUUGGCCAUCCUGGUGGAUGUAAUUAGUCCCUGCAUAGCUUGCUGCUCUCCACAGAAACAAAACCCAACAAAUCAAUCUGGGUUGGUCUUAGCGGGCUCAAGGCUUUUUCAAGUCUCAAUAGCUUAUUGGAAGUAUAAAGAUAAUGCAACACAAAGUUAACAUGAACAUAAUGUCAAUGGGAUUUCAAUACAUGGACAGUGAUGACAUUUUCAUUCUAUGAACUUGCAUUCUGCUUGUUGUGGGGGGGAAAUGAAACCCAUAGUACAAUUACUGAUUUUUGUCCUAUCUAAUUUGGGUUGUGAUUAGAAGAAUUUUAGGGUCACAAACAUUGAGGUGAAGCACUGGUGAUUACAACUGUGGUUUCACUGGUAACAGUACUAAGUGAAGCAAUUUAUGAGGAAUUGAGCAUAUCACCCAGGCAUUAAGAAAAAGUUUAAAAGACAUUCCUUCAAGUAUAUAAUGUUUUAGUGCCAAUAUGCUAAAUAAACACUGUAGUAUUUACUUGGUAUGCUUAUAACAUCCAGGGCCAGUGUGUCAAAACUGUGUCAACCUCUGAUUCUAGCAAUCUCUCAAAAUUAGUUUGGACGUUUGAAUAGUGAUCAACUGGAAUUUUGGUCAAGUAUUGAGAGGUGUGUGUGUUUUUCUUUGUUCCUUUGGGGAGUUGGUAUUCCUCUAUAGAAUUGAUUUCCUGUCUAUUUCUAGCAAUUGUUAACUGAAAAUGCAGCAUGAAUUUGAGAAAGCUUUACUAGAUUGCAAUCCAUAUGAGAUUUACAGAUUAUAAGCAUAAUAUUCAUAUCUGAAUAUAAAGCAAUGUUAGUUAAUAUAUUCUCCCUUUCAUCAUAAUUAUCCUCUAUAGUACUCUUUGUAUGUGGUCAGCACUGAGAAUGCAUGCAGCUUUGCUUCAAUGAUAUAAAGAAAAAAGCAGCACCAAUGGACUGGUGCACCAUUUAGUCCUUGAUAAAAUCCAGAAAAAAUUUUGCACUUUAGUUAGUAUAAAUGGGCCAUUUUGGAGAGUGAAAGUCCUAUCCAUUGGCAUGCAAUAUUUAGUAGAAUCUCCUGAAUAACUUUAAAUAAUCUCUUUCAUAACCACUAGCUGCAUUGUUGAUAUUAAUUCUAAUGCACAAUAGGAUGUACUGAAAUUAUGCAAUGGAUUGGAUUCCUCAACAAUGUAUAUUGUGCUGGCACUGUUUACAGGGAUAUGUUUGCUGUAAUAUGGAUAUUGGGGUUGACUGAACUGGCCCUCAUUCCCAUUUCUUGGCUGCUUCCAAAUCAAGCAGUGGAAUUCUAUAUAUAAUGAAGCACUUUAAUUGAUAUUUGAGAUGAUUGUUUACCCAUUUUGGUGCUUACCCGUAUGCAGCAAUGUGCGAAGUCUGUUCCUAAGUGGUAUGGAACAGGCUGUUAGGUGGAGAAUGAGGAUCAAUUGUUCCUGCUGACCCCACCCUCCACACACACAAGGUGUGGGAGAAGGAAGUGAAAGAGGGGAAAAAAAAACUAAAGUAAUUUUGGAUCCCUCACCACUUGCGCUUUUAGGCACUGCUUGAAUGAAAUAAAGAAGAGAGCAGGUAGAGAAAGACAAAAUAAAUAUAAAGAUGACUUGCAUCUACUGACAAUCUAAAUGUUAGCUGUUCCACUAUAUGGUACAAAGAUUAGACAAUAGAGAGAUUUAAGGUUUUGGGCAAAUUAUACAGGAGAUGUGAAGAAGAUCUUUUUAACCAAGUGGUAAUGACCUGGAACACACACUGAGGAUGGUGGGAAUAGAGAUGUUCAAUAAUUUCUUAAGGAAAUUGGAUGGACACUUGAGGGAAUAAACUUGUAGGGCAUGUGGAUAGAAUGGAGGAAGAGAACCAGUUGGAUUGCUUGAAGGAAAGCUGGAAGGACUUGAUGGGCUAAAGUGCCUCCUCCUGUGCCUUAAUGAUGAUGUAGCUUCAGUGUAUAAGAUUGGAAUGUAUGAGUGUGGUUCAUUGAGGACUUGCACCUGCAGCUGUAAACUAUUCAGUCUUGUUUCACACAGAAGCUAGCCAGCCAAGAGAGAGAUUACAUACUGCUUGGGAGGGAUUAGAAGCCAAGUGUAUGAGUUGAAAGGAAUCCCACACCACCAGGUUCCCAUGUUGUAUACCCUUUUCAAAGUUUAUUUUUGUAAAAAGAAUUGUAAAGAUGCUCACCCUUACAAUUUUAGUCAGUUCAAGGGAUUUACAACUGUGAUCCAGUGGUUCCUUGUCUUUCUGUCUAAUCCUUGGUCCAGGCUAUCUGACUGUGAUACAUCGGUCCAUGGUCUGUGGCUAUUUGGCUGUAAUACUAUAGUCUCUGCCAAUCUGGUUUAGCUCUCUGGUUCACAGGCAAUGGCUUUUUGGCUGUCAGUCUGCAACUUAGGUUUGCUGGAUAUCAGGCGGUGAAGUGCUAACUCAUAGUUCCUGGCCAUCUGGCUAUUUACGCCUGGUCUACUCUGCUAUCGGGUCAUGAAUCCUGAGUACAUAGUUUUUGGUCAUGCGUGUAUUGCUCAUGGUAUCUGGCUUGGUAGUCUUACAUCUCAAAAUUUUGAACCAUUGUUUAUGUUGAGCUUUCCCAAACCAGAAACCUUGGCUGUCUGGCAUUAGGUCCAUCAGUCUAUUAUGGAGAGCUGGCUGUAAACUCCUUCCUUUGGGCCCUGGUUAUCUGGUUUUGAAUCUUCUAUCUAUGGUUGCUGGCUAUCUGAUAAGAAGUGCCUAGUCCAUGUCCAUAACUAUCUGGCUAAGGGUUCCCACUCAUUAGUCCUUGGCCAUGUGAUAAUAUCUCUGCUACUUGAUUCUUGAUUAUCUGACUACGUUUCUACUUCACGGCCAUUUGCUAUUUGCUCUUUGUAACUUGGUUCCAAGUAAUGUGGCCAUAAAUCUCUGGUUCACAAUCCCUGACCAUCUGGUUAUGUCUCACCAGUCCAUCACCCUUGAAUAUCUGGCUCUCAGUCCUCAGUUCAUGGUGCCCAAGUUGCUUGUGUUUCUAUCUAUCAUUCCCUAGUUGUGGCUAUGAGUAUCCAGUCUGUGAUCCUUUGCUAUUUAGCCACAAGCUCCAGUGCUUCAUCACUAGCUAUCUGGUCUCACCUCCUGUCUACAGAUCCAUUUAUCUGGCUUGGAACUUCCAAGUCUAUGGGCCCUGGAUAACUGGCCAUGGGUCUCCAGUCCAUGAUCCCGUGCUUUCUGGCUAUGUUUUUACAUGUCCUCUUGCAAUCUGAGGCAGCACUACAAAUUGAGACAAGUUAAGUCUAACUUGUGUGGAUAUUGGAUUUUGUGAACUACAAAAAACACAUCAGUCUUCCGGUAAGCUUCAGGGAGACUGAUUUUAUGCAUGUUCUUUUAGUUCAGUUUUUUAUUUUCUGAUUCUUAUUUUGUGACCCAAGAGAGACUAUAGUAUGCAGCUCACAAAAAUAAAAAUUUGGACACCCCUGACUUGUACGCCAUUCUCUUAAAAAGUGCCCUGCCAGACCGAUGAAAGAAAUAGAAUUCUUGCCAGAUGGGGUCAUUCUGCAAAUUAUAGCACUGAUGUUAAAAUGGAAUUAUACAUGUGCUGCCAUUUUUUUUUGUUUGUGUGGUCUUUAAGAUCAACUGUUGAUUACAGUAAUAGAGGGACUAGAAUGUCAAGCACUUUCAGGGUAAUUGUCUACAGACUCUGUUUAGAGAAAGGGUUUGUAAAGGGAAGCAGGCAUUAUAUCUUUGCUAUAUUUCUGAUUUACUGUAUGAAAAUCUACAGUUUGCCUGUGUCAUGUUUGCAUUGUACAAUAAUUAUUGAAAUAUAUCUGCAAACCACAUUA